AUAAAAAUACGUUAAACUCCGGUGAACGCUUUUUAAACGAUCAACUUCCCAUGACUCAGCACAACAGACAUAUAAGACUGCAUUCCUGGCAUGCUUAAUGGCUGUAACUCGGCGUAAGCGCGGCUGUAAACACUUCGUCACGAAGUUCCUGCAAACGCACUCGUCCAGCAGCCUCAGACGCGUGCACAACAAAACUCAUAGAAAUUUGCUUCGGUGCGGAGCAGAAGAAUAUACAAUGAAGUUCAAAAACUUAUCCCUGCUCUUGCUGCUGCUCUGCGCCAUGUCAGCAGUAGCUUUUCCUUCAGGAAUCCAGCUGUCGCUCCCGUCACUUACAAACACAGACACCUCAAGUACAAGUAUUUGGAGCGCACUGACAUCUGCGUUGUCUUUUGGAACGUUUGGAACGAGCACAAGCACAAGCACCACCGGAUUGAGCUCCCUGUUUAGCACCUCCAGCAAUCCCUACACCAUCACCCUGGGGUGAAAGUAGAAGUAAUUUGGUAGCUGUAAUUGUUAUGCAUUUUUUGUUGUUACCUCUAGCAAUUUUACCGUUGUGUAAAUCUAGGAAUAUAAUAUAUGACUGUUAUUGUUGUUGUGUUAGAAAAAUGUAUGUUCCUAGAAUAGUUGCUCAAAUUUUAGACUUAAAAAAUUCAGACUGAAUUUCAAACUUAAAAUAAUCGUGCAGUAAAACAUGAAAUAUUUAGCGCGAAAAUAACAAUUAGUUCGAAUUCGAAAUUUUCUCGAUAAUUAUGAUUCGAAGCUUCUGAUUAUAAUUACGUAUCUCUGGAAACAAUGUCACGACGUACGAAUA
Messenger RNA from Hyalella azteca, 811 nucleotides. RefSeq lists its product as uncharacterized. NCBI's taxonomy places the organism in Eukaryota, Metazoa, Arthropoda, Malacostraca, Amphipoda, Hyalellidae. The transcript has 4 exons. The record is from RefSeq and is a predicted model, not a curated record. Bases 98 to 484 code for a protein of 128 amino acids.